GUUAUUUUGACAACAGAUGCAUCAAAAGUUGGUAUUGGAGGGACAUUACAACAACAUAUUAAUGGUGAAAUUAAAAAUCUUUACUAUCAUUCUCAAAUGACAUCAUCUAGUCAACGAAGAUAUGAUCCAAUUGAAUUAGAAGCUUUAGCAAUAUGGAUGUGCUUUCAACGUAUGCGACCAUAUUUGUUGGGAAGAUCAAUUAUUAUUUAUACAGAUCAUUGUCCGUUAUGUAACAUGAUGACGUCAUCAGUGAAAAAUCGAAGAGUUGAUCGAAUAUCAAUAUUAUUACAAGAAUUUAAUAUCGGCAAAAUUAAUCAUAUUAAAGGUCAAAAUAAUUGUUUAGCUGAUUAUCUAUCUCGUCAUCCAAUUCCACGAGAAGAAGAAAUAUUUGAUGAAGAUUAUGGCAUUGUUAAACGAAUUAAAGGGGAACCGACCGUUAGAGGAUGUGUUCCUGAUGAAAUUCCUCCACUAGUUGGAGCUAUUGUAACAAGAUCUAAAACGAAACAAUUACAAUCAGAACGAAAUCAAAAUUCAACAACAACACUAACAAAUCGAAAUAAGACAACAGUAUCACCAAUAGACGAAGAAGCUGAUCAGAUGAAAGAAGAUUCAUCACAAAUGAUUGCAAAUAAUUCAUUGGAUAUAGAACAAUUAAAGAUUGAACAAGGAAAAGAUUCGACUAUUCACCAAAAAAUCGCAGAAGUUCUGAAAGGUUCAGUAAACAGUUCUUAUGAAUUCAAAAAUGGUUUAUUAUAUAGGUUAAUGAUUAUGCGUGAAGGUUGUACUACGAAGAAAAAAUUAAUUUAUUUACCUUCAUCGAUGAUAAAUGAUCUUUUACAAGUUUAUCAUGGGGAUCCUCUCAGUGGUCAUUUUGGGGUUCAACGAACGUAUUUAAAAAUUAAAAACAAGUAUUGGUGGCCAAACAUGAAACAAUCGAUCAUUCAAUAUAUACAAUCAUGUUUACUGUGCCAGCAAUAUAAUAUUAGUAGAACAAAGAAACCUGGUCGAUUACAACCAAUUCCUCCACCUGAAGGACCAUUUCAAUUAAUUGGUAUGGAUUAUUGUGGUCCAUUUAAACCAACUCCACGUGGUAAUCAAUAUGUAUUAUGCCUUACUGAUUACUUCACAAGAUGGGUCGUUGCUGUUGCUGUACCUGAUUGCUCAGCUAAGACUACUGCUGAAGCAUUAUUUAAUGCAUUCAUUUGCAAGUAUGGGGUACCAGCAGUAAUACGAUCAGAUCAAGGAACGCACUUCCACAAUCAAUUAAUGAACGCAAUGUCGAAAUUGAUUGGAUAUGAUCAUACCUAUUCAACCACAUACCAUCCUCAAUCGAAUGGAAUGAUAGAGAGGUUUAAUGCAACAUUCGUACCUCAAAUCGCUAAACUUCAGGACAAAGAGCACAACAAUUGGGAUGAAUUUCUGUCACCUGUAGUAUUUGCAUACAAUACAGGGACACAUUCCACAACUCAAUAUUCACCAUUUCAAUUAUUAUAUGGUCGAGAACCAAGAUUGCCUACCGAUGGAAGAUUAUCUUCAUUUACAUUUCGUAAACCAAGUGAUUAUUAUGAACAAUUGAAGAAAAGUAUGAAAUUGAUACAUGGAUAUGCUCGUGACAAUAUUAUUCAAAAACAACAGCAGUAUAAAGUUCAGUAUGACAAAUUACGUCCUGAUCCUCAUUAUGCAAUAAAUGAUCGUGUUUUAAUUAGAAGACAUGGAUUACAAAAUAAAUUAGAACCAAAAUUUUCAAUUACACCACAAAAUAUUAUUUGUGCACAACAUCCUGUUUAUGUUGUUCGAGAUGAAACAACUCAUGUUGAAACACAAGUGCAUAUAAAUGAUAUUAGACCUAUUUAUAUUCAAAAUUAA
Messenger RNA from Rotaria socialis, 1866 nucleotides. The record is from the annotation of a GenBank genome assembly. Lineage: Eukaryota; Metazoa; Rotifera; Eurotatoria; Philodinida; Philodinidae.